Molecule: messenger RNA, 1278 nt
Organism: Notodromas monacha
Lineage: Eukaryota; Metazoa; Arthropoda; Ostracoda; Podocopida; Cyprididae
Source: the annotation of a GenBank genome assembly
AUGUUAGUGCCGCCCGACAUGAUGGGCGCCCAUUCCCGGAUGCUCUACCAGGUCAACAAGUACGUGGGCGAAAAGGUCGCCUCUCGCCAGGCCACCAUCGCCAAAACCGUUCGCGAAGUGGCCAAAGUCGUGCAAGACGUGCUCAAAGAAGUCGAGGCCCAAGAGCCCCGCUUCAUCUCCAGUCUCACGGAAGUCAACGGCCACUUCGAGGGCCUCUACGUCGUGUCGCCCACGGAAUUCGAAGUCGUGCUCUACCUCAACCAAAUGGGCGUGUUCAACUUUGUCGACGACGGCACUUUGCCCGGAUGUGCCGUGCUCAAGCUCAGCGAUGGCCGGAAGCGGUCCAUGAGCCUCUGGGUCGAGUUCAUCACUGCCUCGGGCUAUUUGAGUGCGAGGAAGAUCCGGUCCCGGUUCCAAACCCUAGUGGCCCAAGCGUGUGACAAGUGUGCGUAUAGGGACAUGGUGAAGAUGGUGGCGGACACGACGGAAGUGCGGCUGAGAUUGAGGGAGCGAUACGUGGUGCAGAUCACGCCGGCGUUCAAGUGUGGCGGGGUGUGGCCCAGGUCCUCGGCCGCGUGGCCGCAGCCGCAUAUCGCGUGGCCCUCGCCACAUCUGGUGGCCGAGGUCAAGACUGAAGGUUUCGACUUGCUGAGCAAAGAGAGCCCAGUUUUGCAAGCCGCCAAAAAUAACAACAACGCCGCCAACAGCGGCUCCUCGUCCGCCCUCGCCGCCCUGGGCUCCCCGUCCUCCCACCUCCUGCUCUCCGGCGCCGGCACCGGCGGAAACUCCGUCGCCGCCGCCGUGAGCCAACAAAUGGCCGCCGCCGCCGCCGCCGGCGGCGCCGGCCAGUCCAACACCACCUCGUCCACCAUGGAAGGCGACGCCUGGGUCAUCAGCUUCGCCGAGGCGGAACUGCGCCUGCUUCACGGCGGCUAUCGGCGCCGUUGUCUCAGUAUCCUCAAGACGCUGCGGGAUCGACACCUGGACUUGCCUGGCAACCCCGUGACGAGUUACGUGUUGAAAACCCUGUUGUUGUACGAAUGCGAGAAGCACCCGAGGGAAUUGGAGUGGGACGAGUCGACGAUCGGGGAUCGGAUCAACGGGAUCCUGCUCCAGCUGAUCUCUUGUUUGCAGUGUCGCCGGUGUCCGCAUUACUUCCUGCCGUCUCUGGACUUGUUCAAAGGAAAGUCGCCUUCCUCCAUGGAAAAUGCUGCCAAGCAGUGUUGGAGACUGACCAGGGAACUGCUGACCAACUCUAGGUGCUUUGAAAAGCUCUGA